Messenger RNA from Aedes aegypti (yellow fever mosquito), 1406 nucleotides. It is a transcript of the gene Pex10, whose product is annotated as peroxisome biogenesis factor 10. Lineage: Eukaryota; Metazoa; Arthropoda; Insecta; Diptera; Culicidae. The record is from RefSeq and is a predicted model, not a curated record. Gene Ontology annotation, molecular function: zinc ion binding. Gene Ontology annotation, cellular component: peroxisomal membrane. Bases 173 to 1081 code for a protein of 302 amino acids. The transcript has 4 exons. Gene Ontology annotation, biological process: protein import into peroxisome matrix.
CUCUGUCUGAGAGCGAGAAACUUCAAAACAUUAAAAUCAAAACAAAAAACAGUGGUUCGCUUUCCUCCUCUGGAUAAUGUAAUUUUUUAUUGGUUUAGUUGCAUUUCUGUGAUAAAUUUCGAUUACUUCCUUUACGGCAGCUCUAAACAAGAUACCUUUACCGAAAGAAAACAUGUCCCUGUACCACGCGAACGCCGGCCAGGCGGAAAUCAUCCGCACAAUCCAGAAGGACCAGACGUACAUUGAUGAAAUUCGGUCACAGCUGAGCGAUAUCCUGCUGCUCGUGAGUCAGCGAAAUUGGUUCAAAUACAACCACCUGUGCAAACUAAUAGCCGAAGUCCUGUACCAUCAGUACGCGAUCGUGCACAACCUGCAGACCCUGGGUGAAGAGUACACGGGGAUUAUCCAGGUCGACGCGAACUACGUCAUGCUACCGAACAAAGCGUUGCAAAUAUUCGCCAUCCUGUUGGAGUACGGUGGGGAGCACGUGGUCGAUCGGAUUCUCACUCGGAUGCAGACCGAGAUCGAUCGCAGCGAAGAGAUGCUUCCGGAGGCGAAGGAGCGUUUUGUUCGGUUGCUGGACGGGUUAAAGUUCAUCGUUCCUUACGUGAGGGGUUUCCACACGAGCGCGUUCUACAUCUGCGGGGGAAGGUAUCACAUCUCCAAGCGGUUGACGGGAAUUAACUAUAUACUCAUACGAAACUGGCUCAAGGAGAACCACUCAAUCUACGGCUUUCGAAUACUCGGAGUGGUCACCUUGCUGCAGCUUUUGCUAUCCUUGAUCGUGAAGUGGAUUGAGAAGAGUAAGAAGGCGCGAGUUGGAAAUAACGGCACAAUGACUGAAACAUCAACGGCGCAACGGACAUCAUCUCAACCGAUGGCACCUGGUUCGUCUACUGUUAGCAAUAGCAAUAAUUGCGCCCUGUGCAUGGAACUCGCCGUGGAUUUAAGCGCAACUCAAUGUGGACAUCUGUUCUGUUGGGUUUGCAUCCUGAACUGGCUGGACGAACGCCAGAUUUGUCCGAUUUGCAGGGAGUCAAUCAAAAAGUCUAGAGUGAUAAGAUUGCAAAACUUCAGCUAGGACUUGUUUCGGAUUUUUAAAUGGGACUCGGUUACGGUAAUUUUAAUUUUAUUGUUAUACUUUAAUAUGUACAAAGUACUAAAAGAAGCUCUUUCCAAGAGUAUUUUUUGUUAUAAAAUUUCCUAUCGCUGCCACGUUCUUUGCUUGGCUUGGACGUCGAUUAAAGUUUCGCGUAGUUUUUUUUAUUGCAUUCUAGAAAGCGGAAAUAUUUACACAAAAGGAAGCAUCAUCACUGUCGAGCCGAAGGAAGAGGGGGCGGCCCCGAAAGGAAGUCGACGCGGUAAAAGGCCUAAAUAAAUUAGUAUUCACGAUGGUUUUCUUAAAA